AGAUUGUACACAACACAGUGAGAUUACUUCAAAGUUCAGUAAGAUAAAAGUAAAACUGAUUAAAGCACUCGUUAAAUGCUGCUUAUUGUAAGCUCCGAUAAAUAGAUAUGUGAUUUUCUUGUGUUUCGCUUAGUUUAAGUUAGAAUGGAGCCUGCAUAACAUCUGUUUGUGCAAGGAUAGAGACAGAACCAUAUUUCACCAAUUUUCAAAUUGAAAAACGUGGAAAGAUAAGUCAGAUAAUUUGAAUAAUGCCGUCCCCGUCCAAGCAGAGAUUCAAAAGGCAAUCAUGGUACAGGCGCCUCAUGCACAAGAGAUUGCCCAUUACAAAAUGGCUGCCCGAAUAUAAUUCGGAGAAAGCCCUUGCAGACAUUAUAGCGGGUAUUACAGUGGGACUAACAGUAAUUCCACAGGCUCUGGCUUAUGCGACUCUGGCCGGCUUGCCACCUCAGUAUGGGCUCUAUUCUUCCUUUAUGGGCUGCUUCAUUUACAUUGUAUUCGGAUCCUGUAAAGAUAUUACCUUGGGUCCUACUGCGUUGCUUGCUCUCAUGACCUAUGAACAAAUACAGGGACGAAACUUCGACUAUGCUAUCCUACUAUGUUUCCUUACAGGCAUAGUUCAGUUGAUAAUGGGAAUUUUGCAUUUGGGUGUAUUGAUAGACUUCAUCUCCGUGCCGGUCACGGUCGGUUUCACAUCGGCGACUUCUGUCAUAAUUGCUGUCUCGCAAUUGAAAGGUUUAUUGGGCCUGCAAUUUCAGUCGAGGGGAUUUCUCGAUACGCUCAAAAAGAUUAUCGUGAACGUUCCCAACGCAAAGUUGGCGGACAGCGUCUUGGGAGUAACCUGUAUAAUCAUUUUACUUGUAAUGAGGAAAAUUAAGGACAUAAAUUUGCCCGCGGAUCAAAAGGGGCUUAAAAAGGCAUUAUGGUUGUUCUCAACAUCAAGAAAUGCUAUAGUCGUCCUGAUAUGCUCUGUCAUGGCGUAUGUUUGGGAAGCUAAUUCGAAAUCACCAUUCAAACUGACUGGUACUGUUAAAGAUGGUCUGCCGCCUUGGAGCUUGCCUCCUUUCAGCACAACCGUGGAUGGCAGGAACGUAUCCUUCAUAGAAAUGUGCUCAGAACUCGGUUCCUCCAUCGUUCUUGUGCCUAUCAUUGGUGUGUUGGGAAAUGUUGCCAUUGCCAAGGCAUUUGCAAGCGGUGAAUCAGUAGACGCAACGCAAGAACUAAUAACUCUUUCGUUCGCGAACAUAUUGGGUUCGUUCCUCAGCGCAAUGCCUAUAACUGGCUCAUUUUCAAGAAGCGCUGUUAACCACGCUAGCGGAGUUGCUACACAGUUUGGAAGUCUUUAUACAGGUAUUCUAGUAAUUUUAGCACUAAGUCUGCUCACCCCCUACUUCUACUACAUUCCAAAGGCGUCGCUCGCCGCUGUCAUCAUUUGUGCUGUGAUAUUUAUGAUUGAAUAUGAGGUAGUAAAACCAAUGUGGCGAUCCCGUCGUGCGGACUUAGUGCCCGCAUUUGCAACGUUCGCGCUUUGCCUCGUUGUAGGAGUGGAACUGGGAAUAGUUGCGGGCGUGUUACUGAACGUUGUGCUACUGCUGUAUCCCAGUGCUCGACCGCAGUUGGACGCUGAGAUUGUCACGAACAACUCGGGUAUGAACUAUCUCCUGAUAACAGUGGGCAACAGCCUAUACUUCCCGGGCGUGGAAUAUAUUCGGCAAUAUGUAACGCGGGCUGCUAGCAAGCAAGGCGGGAACAUGCCAGUGGUUAUCGACUGCCGAUACGUACUUGGUGCGGAUUUCACAGCGGCAAAGGGUCUAUGCGCACUGUCGAACGCGCUGUCAUCUCGCGGACAGCCGCUAGUGCUGCUGUCGCCGCGGGCAAGCGUCGCCGCAGUGUUCAGCGGGGCGGGCUCCAGCGUGCUCGUCGUGCUCAACGCGACCGAGCUCGACGUCACUCUGCAAGAAUUAACGGGUCAAAUACCCCUCCCAGUGAUAAAAGACAGUGAAAUGAAGAGAAUUACUCCACCACCCACGUACACAUCGUUAGCAACAGAAGAAUCGCUGGAAGUCGUGAUCUCAGACGAAAGAAAUAACACUCCCUUACUAAGUGCUGUAAAUAGAAAGAAAGUCAGUGAAGUAGAUGAUACAUAGUAAGCUAUAAGUAAAAUAUCAGUCCAGUACCUAUGUAAUGUAGUUUAGAUAGAAACUUAGUUAGUCAAGGCUAUUUAAAAUAAGAACCAAGGUUUGUACGUAGUUUUAAAGUAGGUAGUUAAGUAUGCAGUUAUUAUUUAUGUGUUUUGUGUAAUCUGUUAA
This is a messenger RNA of Colias croceus (clouded yellow), 2306 nucleotides long. Its product is annotated as sodium-independent sulfate anion transporter-like. The record is from RefSeq and is a predicted model, not a curated record. The coding region runs from base 249 to 2144 and encodes 631 amino acids. Gene Ontology annotation, molecular function: sulfate transmembrane transporter activity. The transcript has 13 exons. Gene Ontology annotation, cellular component: membrane. Gene Ontology annotation, biological process: transmembrane transport. NCBI's taxonomy places the organism in Eukaryota, Metazoa, Arthropoda, Insecta, Lepidoptera, Pieridae.